CCCAUCUUUCUGCAGCCAGAGCCUCCUGUCAGGAACCUUUCCACCCAUCAAUGCACUGCCAAUGGGAUGUAUCCUUCGUUGUGACCUCAUGGUUUAAGCGGGCAUAAAGAUGAGUAUAAGCAGUGAUGAGGUCAACUUCCUCGUAUAUAGAUACUUGCAAGAGUCCGGGUUUUCUCAUUCAGCAUUCACCUUUGGUAUUGAGAGCCAUAUCAGCCAGUCUAACAUCAACGGUGCUCUGGUGCCCCCGGCUGCUUUGAUCUCCAUCAUCCAGAAAGGUCUGCAGUAUGUAGAGGCAGAAGUCAGUAUUAAUGAGGAUGGUACUUUAUUUGACGGUCGGCCGAUAGAGUCUCUCUCGCUGAUAGACGCCGUAAUGCCAGAUGUGGUGCAGACGAGACAGCAGGCCUAUAGAGACAAGCUUGCGCAGCAACAGGCGGCAGCUGCAGCCGCGGCCGCUCCUCCGAACCAGCAGGGGUCCACGAAAAAUGGCGAAAACACCGCAAACGGGGAAGAAAAUGGAGCCCACACCAUAGCAAAUAAUCACACAGAUAUGAUGGAAGUGGACGGUGAUGUUGAAAUCCCUCCCAAUAAAGCAGUGGUGCUGCGUGGCCACGAUUCCGAAGUAUUCAUCUGCGCUUGGAACCCCGUUAGCGACCUUCUGGCCUCAGGAUCAGGAGAUUCGACGGCAAGAAUAUGGAACCUUAGCGAGAACAGUACCAGCGGAUCCACGCAGCUGGUCCUCCGGCACUGUAUACGAGAAGGGGGCCAAGAUGUACCGAGCAACAAAGACGUGACGUCCUUGGACUGGAAUAGUGAAGGUACGCUUCUAGCAACGGGAUCAUAUGAUGGAUUUGCAAGGAUAUGGACUAAAGAUGGUAACCUCGCCAGCACGUUAGGGCAACAUAAAGGUCCCAUAUUUGCAUUAAAAUGGAACAAGAAAGGCAAUUUCAUUUUAAGUGCAGGCGUGGACAAGACCACAAUUAUCUGGGACGCACACACCGGAGAAGCUAAGCAGCAGUUUCCUUUCCAUUCUGCACCAGCAUUAGAUGUUGACUGGCAGAGCAACAACACAUUCGCCUCCUGUAGCACAGACAUGUGCAUUCAUGUCUGUAAGUUAGGCCAAGAUAAGCCCAUCAAAACCUUCCAGGGCCAUACGAAUGAAGUAAAUGCAAUCAAAUGGGAUCCCACUGGUAAUCUUCUGGCAUCGUGUUCUGACGACAUGACUCUGAAGAUCUGGAGUAUGAAACAGGAUAGUUGUGUCCACGAUCUACAAGCACACAACAAAGAAAUUUAUACUAUCAAGUGGAGUCCUACAGGGCCUGGAACAAACAACCCUAAUGCCAAUCUUAUGUUAGCAAGUGCAUCCUUUGACUCUACAGUUCGGUUAUGGGAUGUAGACAGAGGGAUCUGCAUCCACACUUUGACGAAACAUCAAGAGCCUGUGUACAGUGUAGCUUUCAGCCCUGAUGGCAGGUACCUGGCCAGCGGCUCCUUCGACAAAUGUGUACACAUCUGGAAUACACAGACGGGUUCUUUAGUUCAUAGUUAUCGGGGAACAGGAGGCAUUUUCGAGGUUUGCUGGAACGCGGCAGGAGACAAAGUUGGAGCGAGCGCUUCAGACGGUUCAGUUUGUGUACUAGACCUCCGGAAAUAGCGCUACUAGUUGGAAGCCAUGGACCGACUAUGAAUGUGUACAUAGCCAAAAUGACUGUCCCCUUGACCCAUGUACUGCUAUAGUCCCAACUGAACCAUGGCCAGUCCACUACAGCCAAACCCGAAAGAAUUAUAUACAUAUACUGUAUAUUAAAAAGCAAAAAUUUUUUAGAAAAAGAUUACACCCCGAAGAAGAUGAUGACAGAGUUUUGUCACAGCUUGUGAAGCCUGUUCACCAAGUGCUGGAAUCUGCUGUGUCCCCCCCCCCUUCCCCUCCCCUCCCAAAAUAACACGUAGGCAUUUUGGAAAUGGGGGGAAAACAAACCAUCCAGGACAAGAGAGAGAGAAACAUGACUGUACAAGAACAGACCAUUCAGUGUACCAAAAGCUACAGAUUUUGUUUUCUACUCCGCUAUUCCCCUCCGCCCUUUCUAAUGCUUUGAAAGAUUGGAGUUUGGGGUUUUUCCCCUUCUUUUUUGGCUCCCCUCCCCCCUUUCAGUAGGUGAUGAGCAGUUUAUCGUGUACAGGGGGGAAAUGGACUCGCCUGCUCCUGCAAACAUUAGUUUGUUGCUUGCUUUUUAAAACCUCUUCCUCUCCCUGCCCCAGUCAACCCUGUAUGGUUUCUGUUAAUGCACAAAGCAAAAAAGGCGUGAAUCGUUUUCUCAGCGGCGGUUCUUUUGAUGCAGAAUUGAAGGAGGGGGAAGAAAUUUUGCAGUAGUCCUUUGAAUGCAUUAUUUUUAAAGUCGCAGGCAUCUGGAGCGCGUUGCAGACGUCAACGCACGGCUUAGUCGGGAAAGGGCGGGACGGAAAGCAGGACCGUUUGAAGAAUGACACUGCAUCUUUCCUUUAAGCUGUAAGAUGUGUUUUUCACAGCCUGCAGGGUGGGUAGAUUCUCUAUGAUGUCAACAGUCCCCCGAAAGCUGUCAUUUCUUAUUGGAGGCACAGUUCUCCCAAGCAGAACAUUUAAAAGGAGGCAAGAAUAAGCAGAGGGGGAACAAUAGGUUUUAGGCAGAUCUGGGAUGGCUGAGUAGCAUCAUGCCCCCUUCUCAUGGUAUAACCAUCCUCCCAUGAUGUUCAAGCACUAGAGUUCAUGUCUGCAUACCGAGAUUCCAUUUUGUAUGCCUGAACCUAUAGAAGGGUCGGUGUGCUAUGGGGCAUGAGUAACCUCAGUUCCCCCACGGCAGAUGUGCCACAAACAUCAGAUGCCUACAGUAUCAAAGGAUUAUAUAUAUAUUUUUGUCUAUUCCUUUGAAUCCAUAGAGCUUCAGCUGUGAUUCAGGUGCGCGCACUACUGCGAAAAGAAAUGCCACAGUGGAGAAGGGGGAAAAUCGUUUGGUUCAUGUUUAAAUACUCCUGCGUGAGCUUCGCUGCCUCAGCUUCUGUUACCUGUUCUGAAAUCGGCGGCGCUUAGAUGUCUAGCACGACCAAAUUCCAAAUUAAAAGGGUUUUUUCCCCCUCUUUCCUUUCUACAAAACUAACUUUGGUGUCUCUUUCCUAAUACUUUCAUAAAGAGACAAGAAGUUUAGUCCCUAAAGAUCCAAUGGAAAUGAACUGGGGGUGGAAUGCAGUGUCUACUCAAUAAGGCUUUCAUUGACAAAAGUGUCCAAUGACAGUGCCUCUUAGGUUUCAAAGGAAAGGGGGAAGGGGAUCUGCGCCCAUCAAAGGACUUGCUUCAAGUUUAUUUUAAUACUGAGUGAUUGAGCUUCUGUAAAACAAAACAAAAAAGUCUUGCACUAAUCUCACCCUGCUGCUCCCGUCUCCUAAUUUUUUUUGUAUGUGCUUGUGACAUUUAUUUUUCCUUCCACAUUUAGGAUAAGCAUACGCUGCUAUUUGUUUUUAGGGGAAGAAAUAUGGUCACUACUAUAUCGUCUCUUUGUUUCUGAUAACAAGUGUUGUUUUUCCUUUCUUCAUGGCCAGGGCCAUCACUGGCAAACAGUCAUUUACUUACAUGACUGAUUAAAAGGAAUACCAUUAGCAGGGUCGUUUCAGUAAAAAUAGCGCGAAGGUGGACUUUGGCCAAUAUUCUUGUUGCAUCACGUUUCCCGCAGCUGUUGAUUUUUCGUAAAGGAAGGUUGUCUGGUUUUUAACAUUUCGCCCAGUUUUUACUUAAAAGAGCGAUUUUAUAUUCAGUAGCUUUGCAGAAGAUUUUAUAUCGCCGUCGCAGUGUCAGUGAACUGGUUCACAAAUGCCGUACUUAAAAAUCUCGGUUGUUUUCCUCUCUGUAGUUGGAUUCGUGCAUUGCAGAGUACGCGGUGCUGCCUUGGAAAAUGGCAAAUCUUGUGUCAAGCUACUCCCUCCUCCUCCGCAACGCCUAAUUCAAUAUCACCUAUUUCUGACUGGGGAGGGCAGGGGAAACACCCAUUUGUAACGGCGCUCUGUAAGUUGAAGUAGACACUGUGGGGGCGGGGGUGUGACACAGAGCUGCCAUUUUCAGCAGCAGUCCCAUGUCCUUCCGUAAUGUGCAACUUCUGCCCUAUUUUUAUAGCUCCCUGUAAAUUCAGCUAACGUGGAGAAAACAUCUCAUCAUCCUUUUUCAACCAGGCUGUCCUUUCAAUAUAGAUCUCUUAUUUCCACAUCCAUGAAAGCCAGUCACAUUCAGCCCUUAAAGCACGGUAACCAUUUUAGCCUUUUAAUAUGCACACCCCAGUUAUUAUGAAUGGGGUAUUAUACUCUUAUACAGACCAUUGUGAGGAAAACAAAAGGACGAUUCGUAUCUGUUAGGGGCACUCAUCUGUUAUGGUUCUGUACUAGCCAUUUGUAGAGUUUGGGAAUAGGCUCAAGAUGUUCAGGACAGUUUCCCUGUGAAUUACAAUAUGUAAGUUGAGUAUCUGGCACUUGAAAAUCUUGCUUUUUAUUACUAGAGGUUCAGGACUGUGGCUGACCUCUGUCAUUAUUAAAAAAAAAUUAAAAGUUUUUAAAAAUAUAAAAAUAAAAAUCUGUGCAAUAAUUUUAAACUCUGCUCCCAGGAAUAGACACAAAUGUGUGUUUUGUUUUGUUUUUUUUAAAGUAUAUUUAAACAGCAGUUUUCCUUUAGCAACACUUAUGUCAAUUGCACUGAAUUUAAAUUUUCGAAAGUCAGAGGCGAUUCUUGAUAGUACUUUUGUAUUUUGAUACGGACAGUCUGUUCAGGUUUUUCCCCCCAUACGAGCUAUUGAACAGCUGUUUCAGAGGAACUUGGGCAGGGGGAAGAGAUGGUGUUGAAUUCUUUUGACACAGCUACAAAUAUUCCACAGCAAUGUUCACACUUCUGGGUUUGCAAUUUUUAGCUGCUUUUGUUUGUGACUUUGAUUCUAGCCUUUUAAAUAUGAUAACAGCAUGUUAAGAAGAUGUUGAAGCUUCAUUAUCACCAAAUCCUGGGCUUGUUUCCCCUCUUUCCUCCACCCCUCCCCCAUUUUUACUUUAGCAUGAUUCAGGAUCAUCACAGCUGGGCCAGAUCCUCAACCUGUCUCUUGGGAGAGGAGGGAAGGAUUCUGAACUUCAGAGUCUCCCCCCAAACAUGAGGCUUCUCUGUGUGAGUUAAGCAUCUGAUCUACAACCCUACGCCCAGCUCUGUGUGGUUAAUCCCAGCUGGAGGCACUGGCUGUCGUGAGCAUACACCGUGGAGUGCAGGAUUGUAAGCCAGGGCUACACCCCAGAGAAGCCAAUUUUCCAGAUACAUUUGCAUAACAGGACCCGCCGCCGCCGCCACCUCAGCUUAAUAAUGUAAGUCAGUUUGGGGAACAGAGUUGGUGCAGCUUUUGUGAUCUUUUUGCGGAAGGGUGUGGGACACGUGAGAGAUGAGAAAGAAACCCCCACUGCCUUUGGAGAAGUGGGGGGUUUGGACUCCAGCCUACACAAGUCCUUUUUUCCCCCUGCUCUCCUUUAGCCAUGUGCCACAGUGCUGCUCCAGUUCUGGUCAGGCUUCCUCUCCUCCUUCAGUAGGAGUUGCGAAAUAUCGAAUAGGCCUGAAGAAACGUCUCUAGUGCCAAUUUUGUUGUAUGCUGAAGAGCAGUGGGACGGGACACGAUCAUUUCUAUCACCCCUACUGUGAUCCACUCGCCACCAUCUUUGAACUGAACCGUUGUGAAGGGGAGACAGUGUUUCCAGUGCAGUGUUUUCCUCAAAUACAAAUGGUCUGAGGAUAUCCGAAGGGACCAGUGGGCUGGAGGGGAAGUGCUUAAUCUUCCCUCGUUUCCUCAUUCUCCCUUACAAAUGCUCACACACCUUGGUUUCCCCCAGCCAGGUGUCAGAAAAUGGAAGUCAACCCAGCUGGGUGAAAACCAACCUUCGAGACAUUUGCAGGGGAGAACUGGCAAACUUCUAGAGGGUUUACGGAUCCCUUUCACCCAUCUCUGUAUGUGACUUUACCAUUUUGAUGUCUUGCUAAAUACAGGUUUGUUCUGCAUUUUUGAAGUAAAAUCCCUGAGCAGAUUGAAAAGGCCACCAUGACCGCAGCUCCUUCUUACAAAGCAUUUUCUGUUGCACGUUAAUGGCACUUGGAAGAUUCCUUUUUGCUGCCAUUCAGUUCCACUUAAUGACAGGACUCUGUGGAGCGUGAAAGGUUAAGUUUGUGUGCUAAUGUGGAUUUCGAAGCAAACAUGUUUAUUUUCAAUCUUGGUGAACUGUGAUUGGCAGAGAAAGUCUAGACCUGGUCUGGAGAAUCCAGAAUGGGUUGGCGUUAAUAACUUGAUGAGAAAUGGAUGCCAGCCACCUUUCCAGAUAAUUUCUGUCCUUCUGGCUCUGCCCAAUCCCGCCAUCUUGAAUUUCUCUGUUAAUGGUUUCCCCCCAUUUAAAAACAACAACAACUCAUAGUCAUAGGAGUAAUUUAAGUUGCCAUUCACACCAAUGAAAGAAAGGAAACUCAUUACCCAAAUAGGAAGGCGUUUGAAGGGGAAAGGGAGACGGGAAGAGGCCUGGAAUAUUUCUGCUAAACCACUGUGAUGAUGUCAUGAAACAGCAUGGGUAGAGCUUUUUGCAAAACAGAUUAGGAGAGAGUGUUUUGUAGCUUCAGGCCCUGAGGAUGCUAGCAGAGUUGCAAAUCAGGAUGGCUGUGGCAUUGUUUGUCUGCAGGUAGCCCUGCUGCUGGCUAGGAUAGCAGAAUAAAGACUUCUCUCCCAUGGUUGUCAGUAACCAUGUAAGUGUGUUAGUGGGUGUUUGAAAUUGACUUAUGGCACCUGCAAUCCCAAAACUUGCUAGGACAACUGAAAUGUAUAGCGAUUGAUGCUUACUUCUAGAUUACUGUGCUUAUGUGCAUAGCAUAUCAUUCCGUGUGAGAAAACUACUUGCACCAAUUCACGUCUAAAUAAAUUAAUUGAAAGUCACUGAGGCUUUUUUAAAAAAUUAACCUAGAUACAACUGUGGAGACAGACCAAAGAACCAUACCCGUUUUAAUUUUAGUUCCUAACUGCUUUUCUACAUGGCUUAGAUCCUGGCAGGAUAUUUCAGAAGACAUCAAUAUCUUUAGAUAUCCUUUAAGUUUGGGAACACAAGUGGAUAAAAAUGGGAUAGUUUUAUGCAUCUUCUUGCUUUGUGGCUGGCAGAUGAGUACAUUUAAACCCUUCCUGGGGGAGAAAUUACAUCAUGCUGCAAACGGAGCUUCAUUUUGUUACUGUUUUUUUAAAGAAAGGGGUCUUUCUCUGCUCAGAAGUCCUGCUGAUAUUUAAUUAAUUUCAAAGGGAAAUGAACAUUGUGGCUUUAAUAUUUCCCCAAAAUAUAAGAGAGAUCCUUAUGUUAUUAAUGCAGUACCACGGUUGAUCUUCAUCAGAGGCAAAGCAAUUGAAUCUGGAAGCAAUG
Messenger RNA from Gekko japonicus, 7422 nucleotides. It is a transcript of the gene TBL1XR1, whose product is annotated as transducin (beta)-like 1 X-linked receptor 1. NCBI's taxonomy places the organism in Eukaryota, Metazoa, Chordata, Lepidosauria, Squamata, Gekkonidae. Gene Ontology annotation, molecular function: protein binding; transcription corepressor activity. The coding region runs from base 110 to 1651 and encodes 513 amino acids. Gene Ontology annotation, biological process: regulation of transcription by RNA polymerase II. The record is from RefSeq and is a predicted model, not a curated record. The transcript is spliced from 15 exons. Gene Ontology annotation, cellular component: histone deacetylase complex.